Messenger RNA from Morchella sextelata, 1716 nucleotides. RefSeq lists its product as uncharacterized. Bases 1 to 1716 code for a protein of 571 amino acids. The record is from RefSeq and is a predicted model, not a curated record. Gene Ontology annotation, molecular function: DNA binding; protein binding. The transcript has 4 exons. Lineage: Eukaryota; Fungi; Ascomycota; Pezizomycetes; Pezizales; Morchellaceae.
AUGACUUCGGAAGUUUCGCUACUAUCUAUACCCGACGAAGUUCUCAUAGAUGUUAUUAGAUACAUACCAGACGAUGACAUCUUCAAUACUUCUUGCGUAUGCAAGAAGCUCUACAAUAUCAUUAACUCGCCAUUACAAUGGAAAGAAAGAUGUCUCAAGUUCGGCUACUGGGAGCCGAAACACAAGAUAAAAGCCAAAAUCAACAAUCCGUUGCCAUUAGAAGUGGAUUGGAAGUCGUUGUUUGUAUGGAAAUGGCAUGUCAACAGUCAAACGGCCAGGCUGUUGGGUGAAAUCACAUCCUCGUCCGCACAUCGCAUUCCAAAGUUCCACGAGAUUGGAAGCUUUGAUUACGAUGCAAAGGAGUACCUUUUGGAUCAAACAAAGGCUUCGAAAGAUUUAGAAGAUGUACUUGCACGAAGAUGGUAUGCAACAUCAGCGCUUCAGUUUCUACAUAGAAGACGGGCUGUACAAAUUCUACGGAGGAUAGUUGCCGGUGAAGAUGUUUCAAUUGAGGAAGGACUCAGUUAUUUCGAUCUUUUUAAUAUGGAGGCAGACGAGAGUAGUCCAGAGGAGGCUGCUCAGAUCCUCGAUGACCUAGCUGCCCGUUUUAUAUCCCAAACACCAAGUAUGAGCCAGCUGUCAACCAAGGAGAAAGUACUAGUCUUGUGUGAAUUUAUGAAGCAGGAAGGCUUUCGGGCGGCUACUUCUGAGGAGUAUCGCAAAGUCCAGAGUGCCUACAUCGGCAUAUCGUUACGUACGACUCGAGCGUACAUUCCUCUACCAUAUGCCGCCAUCUUUUGCAGCUUGGCGAAACGAAUUGGACUUGACGCUCACAUGUGCGGGUAUCCAUUCCAUGUCCUGGCGAUAGUCAAGGAAGAUAAUGGUGAAAACAUCUACGUUGACCCAUCUUGUAGUAAAGGAGAUGAAAGAAUACGUGAUCUCAAUAAAUUAAAAGAUGACCUUCAGGGGUUGGCCGAAAGUAUAGAAGAUCAUGUCCGCCCAUCGCCUACACAAGAUAUGAUCAUUCGCACAUGCCAGAAUAUUUUUCAGAGCCUACGACAUGGAAUCAAUUAUGUCGUAGCAGUUGAAGGGCGCCGACAUUCGGCGGCACUGUCUCGCUCGGAUAUGUACGCUUCAUUAAUAGCCUCGAUACUAUUAGGACGACAACGCGGGGUUGGUGGUAUUUCUCGUGACCUGCUUACGUUUAUGUCUGAAGAUGUGUAUAUGGAUGUCUGUUUUCUGGAGGAGGAUAUCUUUCGGAUGGCGGGGGCAAAUCUGGCACUCAGAGAAUUAAUAAGUCGAAAGUGUACUUAUCUUCGGGAGCUUGAUUCGGCCGUAAAACCUCCAAGGCGAAGGUCGGAAGAGAAGAAGGCUAUUAAGUAUACUGUGGGAACCGUGUUCACCCACAAACAGUACGGUUACCAUGCUAUAGUCUUUGGCUGGACACCAACAUGUGAGCCCCCCGGUGGGGAGGCAUGGAUUGAACAAAUGAGGGUAGAUGAUCUACAAGGUGGAAGACAUCAACCAUUUUAUCAUUCAUUGGUCCAAGACGAAACAGAACGCUAUGUAGCCGAAGAAAACAUCUUGCAGAUCAAGCCCAGAGCUGAUACGAUUCCAUCAGAUCUCUGCGAGAUUGCGGGAAAGUACUUUAAAAGAUACUCCGAGGAGGAUGGGUUGUUUGUGCCAAUUGAUACGAGCGCAUAUCCUGAGGGCUGA